AUGAGCCACAACCUUUCGCCAUACAGCACUGGUGCCAGCCCUACAAAUGUAGUCGCACACAAACCACCACCAACAAAACGAAUGAGGAAACUACCACCAGAAAAGAGACAAAAGGUAUCAUCGGCAUGUGACUGGUGCAAGAAACGAAAAUUUAAAUGCUCGGGAUUAACACCAUGCGAGUUGUGUUCAAGAAAGGGCCACGAAUGUACCUACACCAUUAUCGAUAAGAGAUCGUUGAAAAGCGAAAGAAUGUUGAAACUCAAGGAAGAAAAAUUGAGGCUCGAACAGGAGAACAAUGUACAUGGAGAAAACGUUGCUAAAGAUCAAAUACCGAGACAAGGAAGUAGUCAAUUAUAUGCACCACCCCAGCAACCACAACCACUACAACAACCACUACAACAACAGUACCAUUAUCAGUACUCUCCACAUGAGACAUAUCCUCACCAACAGAUAACCCCACCCGAUGGUUCAAAUCACUACCUCCAGCAACACCAACAACAAUACCAGAAUCAGGGAUAUUUUGGUCCAAUCCAUCCAUUACACAAUAGCCAACUAGACACCCGGUACUAUCCACAGCAACAACAUCAACAACAACAGCUGUAUCCUUUCCCAUCUAUCCCGCACCAUACACCCCUACCAAGACCAAGCUUGUCGCAUUCACCGGCUGACACUAUCAGACCCGUACCACCUUCCAACCCUUCAAACUGUAGCUUACCGCCAAUGCGACCACCAUUUACAAGUCAAUCAUCAAACCCAUCGAUAGUAGACAACACAGUAAAGCCACCACCAAUUACUAGUCAAAUCAGUCAAAAUAGCCAGACUAGUCAAAAUAGCCAGACUAGUCAAAAUAGUCAAAAUAGUCAAAAUAGUCAAAAUAGCCAAAAUAGCCAAAAUAGCCAAAAUAGUAUGCCCACGCCAGAAACAACACCCAACUCUGUGGUUGGUACUCCAGGCCACAACAGUAUACCAAAGUCACUACAACCACUACUUUCCUUCCCAUUAGAUAACAAAAACCAAACAUCAUCGGCUGUCAAUGGUGAUGGCACUAUUGAUAAAGAAGGCGACACUGGUAUACAAGACAUGAUCACCGAAGACGUUGAACCACUAAGUGACGAUCUGUCAUCUUGCGAAGCCAAAGAUGGUGUUUCAAAUCAAGCUGGUAAAAGCUGCAUCUUGCUAAAUGACAAGUCUGGCACAUUUAGGUACAUGGGAGAAACAAGCCCCUUAUCUGUAUUGUACGAGACCCGAAAUGUCUUUUACCAAUAUGUUGGGCUGACAAAAUUGACCGAAGACUUGAGGGGAUGUCCCGUUACUGAUAAGCCAUUGAAAGUCGAAAAAGUUAUAACCGAACUACCCAGUAUUGAGGAUAGAGACUUGUUCAUUCAACAAUUCAAGAGAAAUAUCAAUGACACAUUCUUUGUAUACAAUAUAGACAGAUUCUACAAAGAGAUUGUUGAACCCGUGUACCAGGAUCCACUCGAUGAACAUAACCAAACCAAAUUGGUACAAUUAUACUUUGUAAUGGCCAUUGGUGCCACGUACUAUGACUUCACUAGAAAAAUACCCGAGGCACCACUUGGUGCCAAAUACUUCAAUUCAGGACGAUAUAUUUCGCAAUUGUUAAUUGAAGAUAGCGAAUUAUGGUGUGUUGUUAGCCACUAUUUACAAUUCCAUUACUAUCAAUCCAUCUUGAAAAAAUCAACCGCUUGGAUUCACUUGAACACUGCAAUCAAGUAUGCGCAAUCAUUGGGACUUCAUCGCUCAUUUGUUAAUGAACAGUUUGCACACAAAUCGGAUGAAAUCGAAUAUAGAAUGCGUCUUUUCCGUUCACUUUACUCGUCUGAUCGUAUCUCAUCGGUAUUUAUUGGUAGACCAAUAGCAAUCAAUGAUUACGACUGGGAUGAUCCAACAAGAUUUAAACCAUCAAACACAUUGGCGACAAAUUUGAACUUUAAUGCCAAGUGUCAGAUUGAAGUUGCACGAGUCUCGACACUAGUUGGAAAAAUUGUGGCCAAUUUUUAUCAGAAUAGAAUUAUUGAUAUAAACAGAACUAAAAAUCUUGCUGUACAGCUCAAGGCUUGGUCUGCUAACCUUGAUCCGGUGUUGAAAAUCGAAUCAAUUUUGAAGCCACUGGACAUUCCCAAUAAUGAAGAUUUUGGAAACACUCAGAUUGUGCUCAUGAUGCAUUUACUUCAGCUAUAUGCAAUAAUGUUGCUUUCACGGCCUUUCUUUAUGUUUGAAGCUGUAAGCAAUAUUAAUAAGGAAUUCAAAAAUUCUACUUUGAAGGAUCGCGAAUCUUCUAAGCAAUUUUGUCGUGCUGCAGUUAAGGCCUCUAUAUUGGCUAUCAAGUUGAUGAAUCAUUAUAUUAACACUGCUUUUAAGGAGGUUAAGCGUAUGGAAUGUUAUGUCAUCAUUACAUGCUCCUUCUAUAGUUGCAUAUUCAUUGGUAUCACCAUCCUCAAUGGUGGAUUAGAGGACGAGGGAUAUACGGAAUCUGAUCUUCUUACAUUAUUGAAGAAUUCAGUCUACGUUCUUCAUCAUUACUCAACUUGUAACAAGGGAGCUGAGAGGUAUGCUGAGAUUGGCGCAGAUCUUGUUGGCGCAUUGGUCAAUAGACACAACACCAAGGGAAGAAGCAAUGCAUCGGGAAGUGAAAGUGCUCAAACUAUGUCUAACAAAGUUGUGGUGAAGGAUGAAGAGUAUGAGAGCGAGAAUAUUCUCAAUUUGUUCCAAUUUGGUCAGGACCCAACAGGACAAGAUAUUCAAUCGCUUGUGGACUUUCAGCAAUUGUUUGUGUCUCAUGAUAUCGCAAGUGCGGGGGGAAGCGUUGGUGGAGCUAGCUCCAUGCCCUAUGAUUAUGGAAAUUAUGAUUUAUUUUUUGGCGAUAAAUAUUAG
Messenger RNA from Lodderomyces elongisporus, 2895 nucleotides. It is a transcript of the gene FGR27, whose product is annotated as Fgr27p. Gene Ontology annotation, biological process: regulation of DNA-templated transcription; DNA-templated transcription. The transcript has a single exon. Gene Ontology annotation, molecular function: DNA-binding transcription factor activity, RNA polymerase II-specific; zinc ion binding; DNA binding. The coding region runs from base 1 to 2895 and encodes 964 amino acids. The record is from RefSeq and is a predicted model, not a curated record. Lineage: Eukaryota; Fungi; Ascomycota; Pichiomycetes; Serinales; Debaryomycetaceae.